AAUCUUUAUUUAUUCUUGUAAAUCAAUUUCAUCCCCUUCAAAAUAAUCCCCUCUCGAUGAAAUACACUUAUGCCAACGAUUUUUCCAAUCCCCGAAACAUGUCAAAUAGUCCAUUUCCGGUAUAGCCAUCAGCACCUUCUUCGAUUCAGCUUUUAUCUCCUCAAUCGACUCGAAACGCGUUCCCCGGAGUGGUCUCUUGAGUUUUGGGAAUAGCCAGAAGUCACACGGAACCAAAUCAGACGAAUACGGUGGUUGCGGAACGAUAUGCGUGGAAUUUUUGGCGAAAUGGUCACGAAGAACGAGUGCAGUGUGAGACGGUGCAUUAUCGUGAUGCAAAAACCAAGAGUUGUUGGCCCAUAAUUCUGGUCUUUUUAGACGAAUUGCUUCACGUAAACGGCGCAUAACGCUCAAAUAAUAUUCCUUAUUAACAGUUUGGCCAGGUGGAAGGAAUUCAUAGUGCACCACACCACGAAAAUCGUAAAAAACUGUCAUCAUGACCUUUAUUUUUGAACGACUUUGACGUGCUCUUUUCGGUCUGUCCUCGCCUUUAGCACGAUAUUCGCUAUGCAUCUCCCGUUAUGAUGCAUUUAAGCUCGUCCUGAAAGUCUGAAAGCAUUGUUUCGCACACAUCAACGCGACGACUUUUUUCCAAGAAAUUGAGAGUUUUCGGUACCAAGCGAGAUUUGACUUUUCGUAGGCCCAAAUGGUCUUUCAAAAUGGUUUUCACAGAUCCUUCUGAUAUUCCGAUCAUAUCAGUAAGGUCUUUAAUAGUCAACCGACGAUUUUUGAGCACUAACUCCUUCACUUUAUUGACGUGUUGGACAUCUGUUGACGUCGAUGAUCGUCCGGAGCGCUCCAGGUCAUCAACACAUUCUCGACCCUCUUUGAAGUCUUUGUACCACUUAUAAAAAUUUUUCUGCGACAUGGUCGAAUCACCAAAUGCCUUCUGCAACAUGCUAAAUGUUUCCGCAGCCGAAAUUUCAUUCCGCAAACCAAAUUUGAUGGCACUUCUCUGCUCAAUCAAAUCAGACAUUGUAAAAAUCGAAAAAUGCACUCUUGGUCGUUUGGUAAACACAAGCGUAAAUAUAUUACUGAUAAUGACAUUCACAUGAAAGUUGGCCCAGAUGUUAUUAACAGUGCUGCCAACUCAUGGAAAAAAUAACUAGAGCGAAAUUUUAAUCCCGCGAAGUUUGACAAAUAAAUUCACCUUACUUUUUGCCCACAGUAUGUGUGUAUGUACCUGCGCCACCGCCGUAGCCGAGCAGGAAGGUGCGUGACCACCUUUCUGUAGUGCCCACACUCGAAACCAGCUUUAGGCACGCGCACCAAUAUUACAGCAAAGGCUGUUUCUUAAAAAAACUUGCUAAUUGGCUGCUGAAAACUAAAAUAAAAUUGUUAGUUAUACUAUUCCUUAUGACGGCAAUUACCACCUGGUGCUUGAUCAUUAGAAACAAGUUUGCAAUGUCGGUGCCCUCAGCUAAGAUCGGCCUUACAAUGGUAUUUAGCACCUCUCGAUUUAAUUUCAUUUAAGUUUACAUACAGUUAUAAUUAGGGAAAGAAAGACCGAACGCCGUAUUUGUUUAUUGUAAUAAUUUUAAUUUAAUUUGUAGACUUAGCAACAUUGUUUUUUAUGCAAAAGAGAUGUAUUAAAAUUUACAAAACAUAAGCAAUACGAGUAUAUGUGAAUGUGCAACAACAGUUUCAGGUACAUGAAGAAGUAUGUAUUUGUGUAUGUAUGUAUACAUAUAUGUAAUAAUGGGAACUGGCUCGCCGUAACACUCUUAUUUAGUCAAAUAUUGGAACGCUUUUUAGCGGAAAAUUGUGAAAAAAUGUUAGCUUCGGAACGAAAGUUAAAAGCUGUUUAAAUAUGAAAAAAUUUCAGUGCGACAAUUGAAAGAGCAAAUUAUAAUGUGAUCCAGAGUGAAAUAAAAUUAUUUAGUCAAAUAUUGAAAUGAACUUAAAUAGCACGAAAUUGAAAUAUAAUAACGAGUAUAAUUGGUUUAAUCAACAGAAGCUCACAGAAAUCGUCUCUACGUGCGAAUCGUGAAUAUUUGCGACCUUCGGGCAAAUUUCAUAGUGAAAUAAUAAUUCCACGCACUCACACACUUGUACUUGUUUGCAUAUAUAGAUAUGUUAGCAUGUACACAUAUAUUUAUAUAAGACAACGUAUGUAUUUACUCACGCUAAAUUGAGAAUCAUAAGCAUUCUACUGUACUGCAAUAAAUUAAAAAAAUAUUAAACGAUAAAUAGCGCGCGAAAAGUAAACCAAAAAAUUAAUUUUCCAGCAACAGCGCUAAACUUAAAAAAAAAAAACAAUUGCAAAUUAAUUCAACAAAAGCAAUAUUGUGACAAAAACGCGUGGUCUUGAAAACAAAUUAAUACAUCCACAAAUUGGUUUACGUGAGCUCGUAAUGAAAAAUCGAAAAAGUCUGGAUAGCCCGACGCCAGCAAAUCAGUGUGGUAUCCCCAUUGCCACCAGUGCUCACACCAACAGCAGUUCUAAUAUCAACAACACCAGCACUAGCAGCAUUCCCAUCAUCAGUGGGGCGGCAAAUGGCGCGAUUGAUAACAGCAUCACGACCGGAAGCGGAAGUGGAAAUGUUACUGAUGGCGGAGGCAACAUUUGCAGCAGCGGCAUUAUGGGGGGUGCUCUAACUUUGACAACAGCAAUGCAACACCACAAAUCAAGCGUGCACAAUUCAUCGCCUAACAGUUACAACACCACAAAUGGCCAUCAGUCCUAUCCGUCGAUAACGUCCACAUAUUGGCUGCCGCCGCCAAAUCCGGCGCCAUAUUUAGUUCCAGAACGCAAACUUUUCGUUGGCAUGUUGAACAAAAAAUAUAAUGAGGCCGAUGUGAGGCAGCUGUUUACAGGCCACGGCACCAUCGAGGAGUGUACGGUGCUUCGCGACCAAAAUGGGCAGAGCAAAGGUUGCGCCUUUGUGACGUUUGCAACGAAGCACAAUGCCAUUGGAGCUAUUAAGGCUCUGCACCAAAGCCGCACCAUGGAGGGCUGUUCGGCACCACUAGUUGUCAAAUUCGCCGACACACAGAAGGAAAAAGACCAAAAGAAGAUGCAACAGCUGCAGGCGAGUAUUGUCGGAAUUACCGCUCUUACAUCGCCAACAACAGGAGCCAUCGCAGGCUUGGCUUCGACGCCCUCAAAUGGUCUUAGCUCGGCCACUGCUGCUGUCGGUUUGGUACCCAGUUCUAUAACAGCGACAGGAGCGCGCUCGAGUGCAUCAAUGCCAACAGCGCUGGCGGCUGUGGCUAACCCACAACCCACGGCUGUCGCCAAUUCUGCCUCCGCGUUAGUGCCCACUUCAGCAGCGAUCCCAAUGUCGCCAUCGUUACUAACUGCUGCUGGUAGCGCACAGCAAACGUCACCAUACCUGGCCACCACGGACGCCAUGAACGUGUCAGCAGCACAACUGCAAAUAUUCCAGCAGCUACAAGCGUUCGGAUUACAUCCAGCGCAAUAUUUGCAAGGGUCUGGUGGAGAACAUCUUACCUCGCCAUAUGCCUCAACGUUAAGUCCCUUAAUUAAUGGUGCCGCUUUUCCAACGUCUGCUUCGCCCUUAACCCCCACAGCGCUACAAGCCGCUGCAGCUGGAGUUGCUGGAAAACAAGUUGAAGGACCGGAAGGUAGCAAUCUCUUCAUCUAUCAUCUACCUCAGGAAUUUACCGACACUGAUCUCGCAUCCACAUUUUUACCAUUCGGGAAUGUGCUUUCUGCAAAAGUGUUCAUCGACAAACAAACCAAUCUGUCCAAAUGUUUCGGUUUCGUCUCCUACGAUAAUCCCCAUUCGGCGAACGCAGCCAUUCAAGCAAUGCAUGGUUUCCAGAUCGGCACCAAACGCUUAAAAGUGCAACUUAAGCGCUCAAAAGAUGCAGCAAAGCCAUAUUGAACAGCCAAUUAAGUCGCCCUCGAUUAUUUUGGUCGUCAUUUGGAUGAAGACAAGAAAAAAGAUAGUAGCCCCUAAAAAGAAAUAAACCAAAGGACCAAUUUUCAUAGUGAAAGUAAAAAUACAAGUCAAAAUGCUUAUACAAGUAGCUAAAUAUACCUACAUAUGUAUAUAUUUAAAUGCAUACAUAAAAAGACCAAAGAAAAAGCUUAAAUAAAACAAAAAAAACAUGUAAAAACAGUUAGCUAUUUAAUGCAUGGUAAACUUAAAUCAAAUUUGCUGAAUUGAUUAGGUAUACUCGUAAAACCAAAAUGGAAAACUAAAUUUAUACUUAUAGUUCGUAAAUUGUAUUCAGUACAGGACAGAUAAAUGUUUUGAGCCAUAAUUGUAAUUCAAAAAAUGUAUGUACCUUAAAAAGUAGUUUAGAGUAUGAUAUCAGCAAAAAAUUUUAAAUUUUAUUUUCUAAUGAAAUCUUUAUAAUUUUUACUAACACUAUCUAAAAUAUGCAGUCACCAAACCAAAGUCAGAAUGGAUUUCAAGUUUAAUAUUCCUGCAAAAGGUGGCAAUUAUGAUAUAUUUUUCCACUGCACCUAACCUCUUUUGAAGCUAAUCGCAAGCGGCGAAUAAACGAAGCAACUGAUAUAAAGAUGCAUAUGUUGGUAGCGUUGGAAAAGAGCCGCCAAAAAGUAUAUUUGCCUGGAAGCACUUAAGAGUAUUAGCUAAGACCGCAUUCAUGCAAGGAAACAUUUGUUGCUUCAACUCGUUACUUGUGAUGGCCAUGCUCUGUCACCACCCUUUCUGUUCUCGUUAUUCUCAAUGUUGUUGUUGACUGUACUGACUAAAAACUAAUAACUGCAAGGUGCGUAAAUACGACGAGAACAUCAAAAGAGAAUUCGCAAAGAUGAACCAACAAAAGUUUUCGCGUAUGAACGCGGUGUAAUGAAACUUGUCAAAUAGCAGAAAAGAGAGAAGGCAGCAUUGAAAACAAUUAGGAUUAACAGUUUUAUGAGAUGUUACCAUACUCGCUAGCAGAGCCCAGAGAUAGCGAGCAGACAAGUGACGAACUGAAGGCGCCUAUUAUAUUAUAGAACAGUUCUGUUGUAUAGCGUCUCCCCUCCCAAAUCAGCUGUUUUCCUGGGAUAGAUAAUGUAAAUAGAUGGCUAAAUCUAGCUAAAAUUACAGUAAUAAGAGUAAAAAAAGGGAGAGGCAAACAACUUUUAAGUUUUUACUUACAGAUUUGUAAGCUUUAGAAUGUGAAAACAAUUUCCCAUCGUUAUCAGGAAACUAUCAUAGUAUCGGAAUUUUCGGAGCUGGGUUGAACGUUUCGCUAUUAAUGGUGAUCAACAUUUAGUGUGGUGUUAUGGAAACCCUGGAAGGAAAGCCGACACGUCCUCUUAUGCGCCUGUGUCGCUUUGUGCCGACAGCUCAAAAUUUCCUCAGUUGCCUCACUCUUUUACGCCAAUUUUCGUCAUUUGCGCCAGUUAAUCAACCCUGAACUUGGCUUCCACCGCGUUCAUGACCACAUUGGUUUUGGUUAUCUAACCUUAAGUGUCUAAUCGAAAAACCUUUCCACUAAGAAUUAUCGCUAAUUUGUAUUAGCAUGUCACGGACACUCCAAUCGUUGUAUUUUAACAUGUUUUAUGGCGUGGCUUGGAAGCAAAUUACUAGUUCAGCUCUGGUGGUGUUUUUCAUUGUCUCGUCUAUGAUCAUCUAACGGUAUUCCUAAAAAUUAUAUCUGCGUCCUACUAAUUUAUCAAACUACAUUUUACUUACAUGUUUACUUAUUUCAAUGAAGCGAGUGUUUUCUGAAAUGGCUUCUAGUUUUCAUAAGCUUCUAUCAUCGGAUUGGUAUAUUUAUGUGGCAUUUGUAGAAUGAAUUCAGGAUACGUUAUAUACAUUAUUAUUAUAUGAUCAGAUCAUAUUUAUCGAAGCAAAGAAAUUUAAGUGUGACGAAGCAAUGAUUAGUAGUUUCUAGAUACCGCUGGGAAAAAAUUGUUUAUGUAGGUACUAGGUACUCCGGCGUGCAUCUUGAGCAAGAACAUAAAACCGAAUAAGGGUCUGAUCUAGAGCUCAUUAUUAUAAUUUUUUAUUGAUAAUGGUAAUUUCUUUCUUUUCCUUGGAUUGCAUGAUUUCAUCUAGUACAUUGAUGUAUUUUGUCUUCUCUAUUAUGCCUAUUCGAUUUCGAAUUAUAAGCGAUCAUAUAAAUUUCAUUUCUUAAAUAAAUUUCAGCUUACAAACUUAACCUCAUUCAUGCUGUUUACAAUGAUUUUAUAUAUGUACAUCUCUUUGUUGUGCAGCAUUGCAUAGCUCUCCAAAUCCUCCGAUACCAUUCCAAUGAGGUAUAUUUCGCAUCCAAGACAUUUCUUUUCUCCACGUUUGCCACGUUUACCUUAAAUUUUUUCUUCUAAAAUAAGCUGCAGAUGAUAUUUCGGAUUUCUCAUAAUAUGGCCGAGGUACGCUGAUUAUGUCUGUUUAAUAGUUUUUAGAAGUUCUCGGUCUCUUCGUAUUUUCUUUGUUCUCUUUUUCAGGCAUUCAAGGUUGUUCUACUGGACAGAAUAAAUCAAUUUUGCACAAUUUAUGCAUGUGAUUUAGAAAUCACAAUAUUAUAAAACUGUAUACUACAAUUUUUUAAAAUUCUUAUCACCGGAAAUCAGCUGCACUUAAUCUGAUGGCAUCCUUUUGUUCUUUUUUCCUACACCUCGGAAACGCGCCGUCUAGUUCUCAGCAAUGCAAUCCGAGAUUUAAAAAAGUGUCACAGUACUAAUUUGUUUUUGUUUUGUUUUGUUUUUGUUGUUUGUGGCCGCACAAUUUUGUUCUAAUAAUAUAUGACAAGCAGAGGCACAUGCCACUUAGCAGUACCUUAAACAAUAUCAGUACCUUAAUAUUGAUUUUAGUUUUGUACAAGCGCAGAAAAAGGAGUAUCAGCAGAAAUAAUAUAUAGGAACGCAAUUUUUCAUGGUUCCAAGCCACUAAGCAACCCCUCAUUCAUUGGAAUAACGUUUUGAGAGUAAAAGAAUUAAACAAAAGAUUAUUAGCCAGAAGCCUAAAUGUCCGUAAUUUUUAGUUCCUUAUUUCACCUCACCUUAACUAGAAUCCAACAUCCAACUUGUAUUCGUACAUACAAAUGAAAGCUAACUGCGGUCAAAGCGUGAUUGCAGCCUACUUUAGGUGGUCCAAGGCAAUUAGAGCACAAAUACUAACUGCAUUCAUACAUAUUAACAUGCUAUUUAGGCACAUACAAGAACAUUUACUUUUUAAAUUUAAUGUUCAAGAUCAUUGCGCUAGGUGCAUGAUGAAUAACAUCAUUUUGUUCAAUCGCUAAUAGUCAUGAAGCUUUCGCACCAAAUAAAGAUCUAAGAGAAUUGAAUAGGGCACAAUUUAAGCCAUUGUAAUUAUACUUUACUUAGACAUACGCGCACCCCAAAAUCCGCCGCGCUUUAUCACUUACAUAUAUCAAGUUUACAAAUUUUUAAUUAAAGUAAUAUAAUUUUAAGCAAACAUACUUAGUAAAUUCCUAGUGCUUUUUAUUUCUCGUAGAACACCUCUAAAUGAUGUAAAUUUAAAUACAUAUACAUUUACAUACAUACGUAUGUAUUUGUUACUAUAAAAGUGUACUUACUGUUUAUGUACUAAGUCGUCAAAUCACUAAAAUAAUGUAGAUAAGCAUAUACGAGUAUAUACAUACACAUGUAUAUGCUAAAAUUUUUUAGGAUUCUUUUUUUGGAAACCUGCAAAACAGAAAGUUAUUUUUAGAAAAUAAUUUUAAAAAGUAAUCAAUGUAUUAUUGAAUUUAAUUAAAACAAAUAAAGAAACUAGUAAACGCAUU
This is a messenger RNA of Anastrepha ludens (Mexican fruit fly), 7731 nucleotides long. RefSeq names its product CUGBP Elav-like family member 1. Gene Ontology annotation, biological process: mRNA splice site recognition; regulation of alternative mRNA splicing, via spliceosome. The record is from RefSeq and is a predicted model, not a curated record. NCBI's taxonomy places the organism in Eukaryota, Metazoa, Arthropoda, Insecta, Diptera, Tephritidae. The transcript has 5 exons. The coding region runs from base 2412 to 3908 and encodes 498 amino acids. Gene Ontology annotation, molecular function: mRNA 3'-UTR binding. Gene Ontology annotation, cellular component: nucleus; cytoplasm; ribonucleoprotein complex.